Tripterygium wilfordii is the source of this 1176-nucleotide messenger RNA. RefSeq names its product novel plant SNARE 13. The record is from RefSeq and is a predicted model, not a curated record. Gene Ontology annotation, molecular function: SNARE binding; SNAP receptor activity. Bases 1 to 810 code for a protein of 269 amino acids. NCBI's taxonomy places the organism in Eukaryota, Viridiplantae, Streptophyta, Magnoliopsida, Celastrales, Celastraceae. Gene Ontology annotation, cellular component: Golgi apparatus; endoplasmic reticulum membrane; ER to Golgi transport vesicle membrane. The transcript is spliced from 10 exons. Gene Ontology annotation, biological process: vesicle fusion; retrograde vesicle-mediated transport, Golgi to endoplasmic reticulum.
AUGGCCGCCGAAUUGCAGAUGACCCCUCAGUUGGAGCAGAUCCAUGGGGAAAUCCGCGACAAUUUUCGAGCUCUCGCGAGUGGGUUCCAGAGGCUGGAUAAGAUCAAAGAUUCCAAUAGGCAGAGUAAACAGCUGGAGGAACUGACUGGCAAGAUGAGGGAAUGCAAAAGGUUGAUUAAAGAAUUUGAUCGCGAAAUUAAGGAUGAGGAGAGUAGAAAUCCUCCCGAACUGAAUAAGCAGCUCAAUGAUGAGAAGCAAUCCUUGAUCAAAGAGCUGAACUCCUAUGUGGCUUUGAGAAAAACCUAUAUGAAUACAGUUGGCAAUAAGAAACUUGAACUAUUUGAUAUGGGAGCUGGAGUUAGUGAACCUACCGCAGAAGAGAAUGUUCAAGUUGCAUCUGCAAUGUCAAAUCAAGAGCUUAUCAAUGCUGGUAUGAAGACGAUGGAUGAGACUGAUCAGGCCAUUCAACGCUCGAAAAUGGUUGUUGAACAAACAAUUGAAGUGGGAACUCAAACUGCAACUACAUUAAAGGGCCAGACUGAACAAAUGGGUCGUAUUGUCAAUGAGCUGGAUACAAUUCAGUUCUCAAUCAAGAAGGCAUCCCAGCUUGUGAAGGAGAUUGGUAGGCAGGUGGCUACAGAUAAAUGCAUCAUGCUAUUUCUGUUUCUUAUUGUUUGUGGUGUAAUAGCCAUUAUCAUUGUGAAGAUUGUCAACCCCAACAACAAAGACAUCAGGGACAUUCCCGGAUUGGCGCCUCCGGCUCCGUCAAGGAGGCUGUUGUCUGUAAGGGCCCCAGUGCAUUUUGAGUAGAUCCAUUGUUUUGGAUGGGGAGUAGAUAUUUGUAUGCGAUUUCGAUUUGGGUGGUGUUAUGUUCUAUUUGAUGAGGGGGGUUUUGGAAGAUGAUGUUUGUGGGUACCCAUUUCUUCUUUCUUUCCUUUAUUUUUUUUUUUUUGUUUCGAUUUAUUAUAUUGUUGCAUGAGAUUGAGAUGUGCAUAUCCUGUUUGUGAUUAUUAUCUCUCCAUGUAAAUCAUGCAUGCCAUCCUUUUGUCUUGUGUUCAAUUACAUGUCGUGUUAUGGAUGAUUCUCUGUUGGUAAUUUAGACUUGAUAUUGGAACUACGUCUUCAUGUACGUACGAUGUGACAAUAUAUAUUAUGACUUCUAUGAGCUUUAUUCAA